Messenger RNA from Drosophila simulans, 407 nucleotides. RefSeq lists its product as uncharacterized. The coding region runs from base 131 to 379 and encodes 82 amino acids. The transcript is spliced from 2 exons. NCBI's taxonomy places the organism in Eukaryota, Metazoa, Arthropoda, Insecta, Diptera, Drosophilidae. The record is from RefSeq and is a predicted model, not a curated record.
GUUUUCAUAAAUUAUUAUCACCCGUUUCGGUUAGGUUUCUUUUCAGAUCUUUCGAGUAACCGGACAAAAUCAUUGAAAAAUUUCUAAAUUUUCCAAAUUUGUUAGUUUCUAAUACAAAAGUUUUUUAACCAUGGAUAUGGGUACGUCUUCAAAUCAGUUUAUCCUGACCACCUGUGAGAUGUAUCCGCGCAGAAGGAACACGGAGUUCUACAGAUCUCCGGAACCGAGAAUCUCGUGCCAAAGUCAGCGGGCGGAACAUCCGGGGCAGAUGCUCAACGUGACUCCCGACGAGAAUCGAGAGGCCGCACGCAGACUUCCACGCAUCCAGCCGCCAAAUAAUUUGGAUAGUGUUUAUCUACGUAAUGGGUACUUUUCGUAAAAUAAAUUUUUUAGAUUCUGUGUAAAAA